AUGCAUUAAAUUUAGUCCCAAAGGCCAAAUGGCGUCGUUUAAUGGGGCUAUAUAUAUUAAGGUUACAUCCCCCCGCGCUCGACCAUCUCUUCUCUACCUCUCGAGUCUCUGAGUCCCCGCAGCCGUCUCUCACGCCGUCAACGGCCCCUCGCCGUCGACACUGUUAGUCCGUUCUGUUCUCCUCCACUUCCAGUUGUUCCCGAGGCUACAGAAUCACAGAUAUUGUUUUCCCCUCUCUCGGCGAGCUAAUCGUUUGGGGUUUUUUUUUGAGUUGGAGAUUGAGGGAAUGGAUUCUGACAAUGAACUAGGUUACAAACCUCCUCCAGAGUUUCAAGUGGAGGCUGCCAAGGAACCACUUAUCGACCCUAGUUCGACGGACUCCAAAGAACUUUGGCUCAUUCAGUGGCCUAAUAGUAAAGAACUUCCUGGAUUGGAUGGGCAAGAACUGUCACUCAAACUUCAUCAUGAUGGAAAGUUGGGCAGUUUUGAGGAUUCAUCUGGAAAAGUUUUUGAUCUUGUCAGCUUUGCGGCUCAAGAGUCAAAUGCAACAGUUUUUCUUUCCUCUGAAUCAGAGUCAAAAAUUGUUGGGAAGAUUUCACGGCUGGUUUCCCUUGUCCAUUAUCCAGAUCCUAAUGAAAGUCAAAAACCCAUUUCCAGUAACUUGAGACAUUUUCAGAAAUCUAGGGGAAUUUCACUGACAAAUUCAUCCCGUCAAUUUUCUACACAAAGUACCCUGCUUAGAAACUCACAAUCGACAAGUGGAUAUUCGGGUUCCACACACAAUAGCAGACGGAGAAGUUGCUUAUCUGAAGAAGGGGAGCCAUCAAAGCCUCUUAAAAGAAGACGUGCGCGUGAUUCUACUGGGUCUGCAGAGCGUUCUACUCGAGACUCAGAGCGAGGUCAUAGUGCAGUUACUUCAUAAGGGUCCUGUUUAAAAUAAAUGAAAGAAGAUAGUCGGAAAUGAAGAGCAAGGUGCCCUCCUUGUCGCCUUCAUUAAUGAUUUAUCUUCAAAUAUGCAAAAUGAGUUUUCGUUUUUUGGCAAGUGAACGUGCUAAUAAAUCAUCAAUGCCUCACUGGCAUUCAUGAUUUACAAAUUUUCUAGUUCAUUUUGUAGUCUUGGAAUGGGAGUUCCGGAAUCAUUGAGAAAAUUGCAGAGAGAGCUGAUGAAAGAAAAACUAGAUAUUUUCUGCCGUUUGAUUUUUGGCUCAUGUUAUGCACUGGAACUAUAAUUUGACAUU
Messenger RNA from Juglans regia (Persian walnut), 1238 nucleotides. Its product is annotated as mediator-associated protein 2. Lineage: Eukaryota; Viridiplantae; Streptophyta; Magnoliopsida; Fagales; Juglandaceae. The coding region runs from base 287 to 922 and encodes 211 amino acids. The transcript has 5 exons. The record is from RefSeq and is a predicted model, not a curated record.